Messenger RNA from Durusdinium trenchii, 405 nucleotides. The record is from the annotation of a GenBank genome assembly. NCBI's taxonomy places the organism in Eukaryota, Dinophyceae, Suessiales, Symbiodiniaceae.
AUGGAGAGUCAGGGCACGCGACGGCGUGGUGGGGUUCCUCAGCGAGUUACCUGGUCACAAUUCAAAGCCUCCAAGUCGGCUGCAGCCAAGGCUGAGAUCGAAGGUCGCUGGGAACUUCUGAUUGCUGAUGGAGAGGCCAAAAACCUUCUCAGCAUGCGCCAGCGGCUUGGGCCUUCCACAGAUCCAGGGCUGGUGCACCUCCGGGAGGAAAUCGACAAGAUGAUCUCGGAGAGGGCAGAGCUGCUUGAGAAAGGCUCAACAGGUUCAGUGGCAACAUCUCAGGCCGCAGCUUUCUCUUUCACAGCCUCACUGUGCACUGCUGCGGCGGUUGGGGCUGGACAAUGCACGUCUUCCAUCACCAUUCCUGAUCUUCCUCGGCCUCUUCUUGGGCAAGGAUGCUCCUGA